Molecule: messenger RNA, 814 nt
Organism: Amphibalanus amphitrite
Lineage: Eukaryota; Metazoa; Arthropoda; Thecostraca; Balanomorpha; Balanidae
Product: oxidoreductase-like domain-containing protein 1
Exons: 2
Cellular component (GO): mitochondrion
Source: RefSeq, a predicted model, not a curated record
CACCCGUGUUUAUAUGCACCAGUCGCAUACAGUGUUCCUCCUGAGCGGCCGCCGGGCGCUGGAUGUCCCCCGAAUGACCCGACCGGCCAGCCGGAGAGCGCCUCGGCCGACGGCGGCGACGACGCCCGGCAGCCGCCUGAGCCGCCCACCGUUUGCUGCAUGUCCGGCUGCGCCAACUGCGUCUGGAUCGAGUACGCCGAGCGGCUCGCCGACUACUACGCCGACGGCGGUGACGCGGCGCGGCGCGCCAUCCGCGAGCACGUACAGGACCCGAGCCUGCGAGCGUUCCUGCUGCUGGAACUUAGGACCAGAUGAUGACCCAUCCCAGCCCCAUGCACAAUGUGGCAAGAGCGAUGGUGGCAACAGCCAUUCGAGAUAAAAAUAUACAGAACAUGUUUGUUCCUGACUAAAAACCGUAGAAGGCAGUGUGCAGCGUAUGCACCCAACUUUCUUAACACCAUUGGAUUGUUACAGGGACUUGUACUGUAGACACAGCUCCAUUCAUACUGCGGCCCGCGUCGAAAUGCGCGCCGCGCGAAUCGCUAGUGCCCGUAGUUCGUAAUGUGUAGUGGAAUUUGCUCGAAAUGUGAAUUGCCCAGCCGGUGAAAUUUUAGUUGGAUGUACGAUUGAAGUGAAGCGUCUCCGCGUAUACAUGAUAACGUGCUGGAAUGACUGUUCAUAGGUUGCCUGUGAUACCAACGCCGGAGCGAGAAGCCAUGGAACUUGUGUUGUGGUGCUGUUAUGCUGCCGGAUUGUUGCAAUAUUCAGUUCGAAUUAAUUAUGAAAUUUUUCUUCAAUAUAUAUUUAUAAUGGA